Pogona vitticeps (central bearded dragon) is the source of this 5540-nucleotide messenger RNA. RefSeq names its product claudin-9-like. Gene Ontology annotation, cellular component: bicellular tight junction; membrane. The record is from RefSeq and is a predicted model, not a curated record. NCBI's taxonomy places the organism in Eukaryota, Metazoa, Chordata, Lepidosauria, Squamata, Agamidae. Gene Ontology annotation, molecular function: structural molecule activity.
CCAAUGCUAGAUGAAGCCACCAUUAGUUUUAUUGUUUUGUGAGUGACCACUGUUAAGAGCAUAGUUGUCACUGUCUCCCUGCACUACAUUUUCUUUUGACUUCACUGUUUUCAUCUCCUUUGCCAUUACAAACACUUCAUUCAUUUGCUGAUGUGGAUUGUAGUCCCAUAGGGUUUAGGUCCAGACUAUAUGAACAGGGUUAUCACUAGAGUAGAGCAACUCUAAAAUUUAAAAAGCACAAAAAUCUACCGGUGACUGAGAAGAAGGUAAACACCAAUACUUCUCAAUCCUAGUCAUUUCCCUUUAUUAAAAAAGCACAAACUUUUAUAACUCUCUUCAUCAGAUUCCACAUUCUUUUUCUUGUAUGUGUGCGUGUGUGUGUGCGUGCGUGGCCACAGGUGUGGUUGCCUGGCCCCUAAAGCAGAGUGGGUGGCAGAUGGUACGGCUUGCCAGAAGGGUCAAAAUGGAUCAUUAUGGCUCUGUAUUUUUCUGUGCAAGCCUGCCCAGACUCAGAUCUUCUGUGGAAGUCCAUCCUUCAGUCCCACCACUAUCACAGGAAUGCUAAGUAAAAGCACGAGAGGAGGGCUUUCUCAAAGGCUGCUGCCAUGCUUUGGAACCCCUUGCUGAAAGAGGCUGCUUGGCCCCCUCCCUCUUGUCCGUUGGCUGGCAGGCAAAGACCUGUUUAUUUAGCCAGUCUUCAGCAGUUGACUAACUUGCUAAGUAGAGCGCUCUUAAUGGAUUGUUCCUGGAUUCCUGCACACGCACUUUUUUUUCUAAAGCAAGAUUUAAUACUGCUUUUUAAUUCAAUCGUGUUUUAAUAUUAUAACUUGUUUAAGUGCGCUUAACAAUUUGGCAAACACAAAAAGAAAUGCAGGAAAGAGAGGACUGCAUGGCUGAAGAACCUGGGGGAGACGUCUGGAUGCAGUGCAAUGUCAUUGUUUAGAAUUGCCCUUUACAAAAAAAAAUGUUUAUGUAGUUAUGAUGAUGUCUAACAUCGAGUAGAAAUGAGAGAAGAGGAAAGAGAUGCAUUUUAGAGUUACAAUUUUGGGUCUAUUAUUGCAUGUACAUAUUUUAUCCUUUUAUAUGUGUACCUGUUUUUAGGGCAAUAAUAAAUAAGUAGUUUGUGAACACUGGUAGCACAAGAAAGUGUGUUGGUCUGUAAGGUGCCACAACAUUUCUCAUAUAUUUUGAUGACUUUAAAGGGAUUGGUUUGCAAUUCGAUCAUCCUAGUCCAAGUCCAUCUAUUAUACUGUGCAAAUGUUAUGAUCAGUUUUGCUUUUAUGUGCUUUGUUUCCACCACAAGUUCGUGUGCUUGCACCUAACCUAGGUAUACUUCCCAUUUUAUUUUUAAGUAUUCAUGUGAUGCAUGCAGCAUUUCUUGCAUGACUUCCAAAUUGGCUGGUGUUAUUCAUAAUAUCUAACAGAUUCCACUUCUCUGUGCCUCCUUUCUGAACGAAUUCAACCACUGGAACUCCUCGUAUCUCCGUCUUUUCCCUCUCCCGCUCCUUCCCUUCACCCUUACUUGUUUUUCUUGGCCUCCCCCCCCCUUCUCUUCUAGAAUGGGCAGCUUCCCAACUAGCCAACAGAAAAUAAAGAAAUAUUCAAACUCUCUCCUUCACAACACCACCCAGUUCUUCGUUUCCAUGGAUCCCCCAAUGCCCUUCUUAGCUUGGUCAUUCUGCCCCUCCCAGGCACCUGUUGGGGGCUCAUAUAACCCGCCCUUCCCUGUCCCUUAGCACCGGCUCCCACGGGAUCCUUCUAGACAACAGCAGGUACCUGUGAGGGCGAACAAUUCAACAACAAACAGCCUGUUGAAGCCAGAGGGAAGAGAAGGCAGCGGAUUUAUCCAGUGCCCCACCACCAGCUUCUUCCAGGGCCUUUCUCCAUUGCUGCUUCUACACCUGUCAGCUCAGAAAGUGGCAGACAGCUGUGCCUGGAUCUCCUCAGAGACAGGUAUCCCGGGAUCCCUAACCCGUAUCAUAAGCCAUCUCUAGGAAGCUAUAGAAUGCCAUUUUCCCAGGCUGAUCUUCUUUGCAGGUAACAUGGGAAGGUCUCAUCGGUAGGUCUCUUCCAUAAGAAGGUCUCUUCCAUAAAGAGAUACAGUGCUGUAGAGGAGUCUGCUAAGAUUCUCUACCCAGGCUCACACGUUGUGGAAAUGUUCUUCUAGGACUUACUGACUCAACCUGUUCUUUGGAGAUAACUUUGAAUACUGCCAAGUCAGACUGAAGCUCGGGUCUUUGAAUCCUCCCUCACCUUCAUCUGUUUUUGCCUGCUGUAGGCUGGUGCUGUCUAUAAGCCGUGGCUCCCUGAACCUCCCAGAGGGUUGUAGAAGAAACGUGCGCCUUACAGUUUAGGCUGAGGGUCCCACAGCCAUGGCCUCGGCAGGUCUGGAGAUCUUGGCCAUGGGCCUGUGCAUCAUUGGCUGGGUGGGGACGAUCCUUGCCUGUGCCCUGCCCAUGUGGAGGGUCUCCGCUUUCAUUGGGAAUAACAUUGUGGUGGCCCAAAUCAUCUGGGAGGGGCUGUGGAUGAAUUGCAUUGUGCAAAGUACAGGUCAGAUGCAGUGCAAGAUCUAUGACUCCAUGCUGGCUUUGUCUCAAGACGUCCAGGCUGCCCGGGCGCUCAUGGUCAUCUCUGUGGUCCUGGCCAUCCUGGCCCUGUUGGUGGGCAUCACGGGGGCCAAGUGCACCAACUGUGUGGAGGAUGAAGGGGCCAAGGCACGCAUCGUCAUCACCUCAGGCGCACUCUUCAUCACCUCGGGAUUGCUCACCCUCAUUCCUGUGUGCUGGUCGGCCAACUCGAUCAUCCGUGACUUUUACAACCCAAUUGUCGUGGAAUCCCUCAAGAGGGAGCUGGGAGCUGCUCUUUAUGUCGGCUGGGCUGCUUCGGCACUGCUGCUUCUCGGAGGGUCUCUUCUGUGCUGCUCUUGCCCUCCACGGGAUGACCGUUACCCGGCCCGCAUUGCAUACUCUAUUCCAGCCAGAUCCACUGCACCUCCAGCUAGUGGCAUUGACAAGCGUGACUAUGUAUGAGCAGCUGUUGUUUGUCAAGCUUGGAAACAUUUUUAAAUGGACUUCAAUUCCCAGAAUCCUUCAGGCAGUGGCAACUGACAUGACCCUAGAAUGGCUGAUGGAUUCUGAGAUUUGUAGUCCUCAGAAGUAAUGUUUCUAGCUCUGGUUGUCUGUGUAGGUGGGUGGUGGUGGUGAGAAAGACUUGCAAGGCAAUGCUAUGCCCAAAUACUCACAGCCAGACCAAGGACUUUUAGCAAUCAGACAAAGACAAUCUGGGUUGGCCUCUGAUAGCAGGCAAUUCUAAAAUGUGUUUGUGCAUGCGUCUGUAUAUAUGUGUGUGAGUGUGUACAUGUCAACACAGGUGCAUAUGUGUGACUCGCGACAAGAAGGAGCUUAGGAACACACAAAUAAACAAAGGGGUAUGUGAAGGAAUUAACAAAUAUUUGUGAAAGAGAUGAGUGUAACAGCAAACAUAAGUGGAAUGAAGAAACAGGAGGCUGAGCAAACCAAAGCAGAAAGAUAGGAAAGCAUCCAGAAAAAUUAAUGGCUAAAUGAGGAAACAGGUGUGGGACUGGGGAAAUACUGGACACUUUUGAACAAGAUUCGCUUAUGAGUGAACUGAUCAAAGAAUAAAUGAAUUUAAAUAUUUCAGAAACAGGAAACGUCACCAGGAUCAGACUAUAUUAUAAACAAGAUUACUUUAAAAACAAAUCAGCAAGAAGAGUUUUGGGCUACGUCAGUGUGAGAGAAAGGGAAGUGGAAUAAAGAGCUGAAGAAAAAGGGAAUUAAAAUGAAGGAAUGGUCUGUGGUUUCUUGUAUGCAGUUGGAUGUAUGGAAGUGAAAGGGCUGCAAGAAGAAACAUGGAGGGAAAAAACUAAACCAAACAUGGCAUAAGGUAUAAAUGAAUCCUGAGGGAAAUGAUAAUCAAAGAGGAGGACAGAAUUUCACAACGAGACUGGUAGAGGAAUGGCAAACGAAAUUGAGGUUUGGGUUUGCUCGGUGAGUACGGGAGGGGGAAGCAGCCAGAGACCCUGACCCUGCCUUGCCUUGGACUGGUGUUCUUUGCUUGCAGGUUAAUAAUUUGCCAGGGAUUUGUCUGUUCCCUGGGGCCUGGGCAAACAAAGGGGGCUGUUAUUCUCUUCUGUUGCUCUCCCGCAUUUACCCCAGGAUGCCUCAGAUAGUGCUAGACAGGAAUGUCUCUCAUGUAUGCCCAGACACUUUAGCCGGGUCCUAGUUGCCCCUGGCUUUGAAGCUGCAGGGUAUGGAAAGCAAAGGCUUUUCAUGGCCUCCCUUUUGUUUCUUCAGGGAUCUCCUGGGAAAAGGGGAAUGAGGAGCUUCCUGAGGUAACUGAACAACUCCCUUAUGAUAAGUGCCCCCUCGCUGUCCUUUUAGAUGGUUCCUUUCCACUGUCAAUGCUAUUUUUCGGAUAAAUAAGUUGAUUUUAAGACAUCUGUGUCAGGUUUUUUUUUGUGAGAGAUGGUGAAAAGGUACUGUGGGAAAUUUGAAAUUGGGGGGGGGGAAUUUAAAGAUAUAAUGAAGAGCACAGGAAAAAUAAGGAAUGAGGACAAGAUGCGAAAGAUAUAAAAAUUUGAUUCAUUCCUAGCAGGAUUAUUGGGAGUCAAGAGUGCAUAUGUACCACAAAUCAUACCAUCUAUCAUAGAUGCCCUUACUCAUUAAAGCUACCUAACCUAGUUCAAAUUAUUCAGGAAGGGCAUUUUGCAUGAGCUCAGGAGCGCUCUUUCUACUGCUGCACACAUGCCUUGCCAUUCAGAAGGGUUUCACAAACCCAUGUGACUUCAGGCUCAAAUGAAGUUCAGCUCCGCGGAAAGGUUAAUGUGCUUGUAAAAUUCUGCAAAUGUGUUAGAAAGUAAUAACUAUUCACUAUUUUAAAAAACAAACAAACCGGUACUGUUCUACCUCAAAUCUGUGCCUCUCAGAUUCUGAAGCUGUGCCCAUAAUUGUGCCCAUAUUUUUUUUAUUGAAAUGGUAAGUGAUUACUUAAUGUAUGUGGAAAAAGCCCAGACAUGCUCAGGGGCAACCUUCUUUUCAGCGAGCUUACCAAUCUAAAGGAAGGAGAGAAAGCCCUCUUAUGAUAAGGAGCAUUGGGAGGUUUGUUUUAAGUUUCUGGAAUUAGCUUCAAGCUAAGCACCCCAGUGAGAAUGGCCCAAAUGGCAGAAACUAUCAUGAGGCAGAGAAAUGCACUAGAAGUGUUUCCAAAAUGGAGGUGCAGGAGUAAACAGUAAAUACACCUCAGAACUGGCACUCCUGAGGAAAGGUGCAUGUAAAAGCACAUGUAGAAUGUGUGUAAACUUAAAAGUAAAAAAGAAUUAAAGAAGAAGAAGGAGUCUUGUGGCCACUUAGAAAAGUAGACCUGAUUCAGGGACAACAACAACAACAAAUGUUUUGUGGAAUCUUUAAUAUUAACAGAUAUAUCUCGGUGAAAGCUUUUAGGGAUUACAGUCCAUUGUCUGAAGGCAUGGAUGGUACAUCACAAAACUCCACUUUGAAAUAAACGUGUUAAUUGAAAAGGUG